GCCUCCUUUGUGAUCUUCGUUAUCCUCUGGCAGACUGAGUUUGGUUUUUCGCGGAAGUUUUUAUGAAAGUUGCCAUCGCAAACUGACCAAUUACAUUUUUGACAAUCAAGUUACCAUACCGUGAUGGGGUUGGUCCACUGGUUCGGAUCGGCAGAAAUGCUCGGAUGGCUCGUGGCGGGUCUCCUAUUUGCAGUCGGCCAUCAUCUUUUCUACAGCAACUUGGCGGGCCACGAGGCGCCCACGGGAUCAUAUGCUCUCGGCGCCCUUAGUUACUCGAAACAGGAAGCAUUUUUUUCCAACACAAGUCUCGAACUCGCCAUGGGCAUCGCUUACUUUCAACUGUUCUGGCAACCAGCAGUGGACGGCUGGCCCACCAAUCUGGAUGACCUCGAUAUCACAUAUUCGGUGCUCGACAAUAUGCUGCAACUGUUCCGGUUCAAGAUCUGGUGGAACGACCUGUGGCAUGGGCGCUGGCGCUCUUCGUCUGGCUGA
Molecule: messenger RNA, 492 nt
Organism: Pseudomassariella vexata
Lineage: Eukaryota; Fungi; Ascomycota; Sordariomycetes; Amphisphaeriales; Pseudomassariaceae
Exons: 1
Coding region: 124-492 (122 amino acids)
Source: RefSeq, a predicted model, not a curated record